UGCGCAUGCUCAGAUGGCCUUCUACGGUUAGCGACUGAAAUCUGUCAGAUCAGCGGAGCGUACAUUCCUCUAAUACCUUCAAAUAUUUCAUUCUGCUGUCAACUCCUGGUCAGUGCCCGAGACUUAAAUCUAGCUCGAGGUGUCAUCGGAUUUGGAUUCUAACUUUUCGACGUCCGUAGCCGAAGCAAACAGCAAAGAAUGACGAGCAGUUCAAAGCGGAAAGAAGAAAGUCAUCUGCUGAAUGGGGGUGUAAAACAGUCCACAUGGAGCAAAGCCUUCAGCAGUAACGCUGUUUGGGAAGAGAAGGACGAGUUUUUAGAUGUGAUUUACUGGCUCCGACAAAUUAUUGCAGUAAUCCUUGGUGUGAUAUGGGGUGUUGCACCGUUGAAAGGAUUUCUGGGAAUAGCCAUAUUCUGCAUCAUCAAUGCUGGCGUCCUUUAUGUAUACUUCAGCAGCUUUCAGCAGAUCGAUGAGGAAGAGUAUGGUGGCACGUGGGAACUCACCAAAGAAGGCUUCAUGACAUCUUUUGCUCUGUUUCUGGUGGUGUGGAUAAUCUUUUACACAGCUCUACAUUUUGACUGAGGGGAAUCCAUAAGACACUAAAUACAAACAUUUCUGUUGAAGCAAAUUGUCAAGACACAGGAACUCCAUGACUUUAGGGGUGUCAACGCUCCUACAUACAGUAUGACUCCUCAAUGUGCAGUGCAUCAUGGGAAUCCUAGUUUGAAUAACAAGAUACUGCAAGACCACCGUGAUGAACAUGUUUGAAUACUGUCUAUCUCUUUUAAUUUGAGGGUUUCUUUUUAAGGCACUCUCCAGUACACUUCCCAUUUGUUUUAUUUCCUUCCUCACUUUAUUCCCAUCAUCUCUGACAAAACGGUAAAGAUACAGAAAGCAGUUCAGCUGAAAUUUGUUUCAGUUCAAAUUAUAUUGGAACAGUACCUUGAUGUGAAACAGAAGGAGCUUUCUCUUGGUCAGCUUACUACAGGUCCUUUCUUCUGCGUUAGAAGAGUGACAUCAACAGAUUUUUGACUGUACAGAACCUAUAAGUGCAUUUAUCCGAGUUUACUGGUCAUGAGCUGGUCACUCAAAUUACAUGAACGGGGCAAUAAAAACAGUCUUGUCACACAGUCAUUACGGUUCAAUCAGUCCAUUUGUGUAAAGGCUUACCUUUGAUUUAGGGACAAAAUGCACCACAUCAGAUGUAUUAAACUACCAGUAAGAGAUUCUGUGUAAUUAAAUUUAACCCCAAAAUUAUAUGUUUAAUUUUUUGAGAAAUGAAUACGGGCUUGAUAAUUAUAUAAAAAGUGACAUGAUAGUAAAGCAUUGUUAAGGUUACCAGCUCCAGUAUGUCUUUUUUUUUUCAUAAAAAGUUAUGCUCACUAGAUAUAAACUAAGCAUUUUUGAAUAAAAUCUGUCAAUUGUUAUUUCUUCUAAAGGGUCUGGUGUCCAAGUAAAUGUGGGAAAUUGUUGCUCACCACAGCUGAAACCUAAUUUGUGCUAAUUUUAACAUCAAUCAAAUGCUGGUUGUAAGAUACACAUAUCAGCCGAUAUCCAAUCCCAAUGCCAGUAUCUGCCAGUGGUAUCGAUGCGCUGUAAUGUCAGUCAGGAACUAAUGACCAUCUAAGUUAUCUGUCCAUCUAAAUUAAUUUCUCAAUGCAAAGAGGAAGGAAAAAUGCAUGUUGUGUUCAGAUGCAAAUGUUCACAGAUUUAAGCGAAAACCUGGUUUGUGCACUGCCAUGAUUUGCUGUUCGUAUAUCUAGAUGUCAUUUAUUAAUGGCAUUAGUUAGAAGGGUAGAAAUAAUUUAAAUUUAUUGUUUUCUCACGUGUAGCUUCCAGAUCAAAGUCUUACCUGUUUUGGAAUUAAUUUAAACUUGUCUGUACAUUCUGUGCAAUGUCCCUUUUGUCAAAUCCACCUUGUAUUACACAGAUUUAUUUGUACUUAUGUUAUAUCUUGUUUGAUGUAACAUAUUUCUCAGUAUUUUAUAGAGAAGAACUUUUAAAAACAGUUCUUGCAAAGUUAUUGUAAUGAUACUGUUAUAUUAGAUAUGCAGCUGGUGUUUGAAAGGAUUGUAUUUUCUGAUCAAAUCUUUUGGGAAUCAUUAAACAUGGGCUUUAUUUGGCCUCCAUUUUCA
Toxotes jaculatrix (banded archerfish) is the source of this 2135-nucleotide messenger RNA. It is a transcript of the gene rab5if, whose product is annotated as RAB5 interacting factor. The transcript has 4 exons. The record is from RefSeq and is a predicted model, not a curated record. Gene Ontology annotation, biological process: mitochondrial respirasome assembly. The coding region runs from base 199 to 582 and encodes 127 amino acids. Lineage: Eukaryota; Metazoa; Chordata; Actinopteri; Toxotidae.